Messenger RNA from Closterium sp. NIES-65, 4989 nucleotides. Lineage: Eukaryota; Viridiplantae; Streptophyta; Zygnematophyceae; Desmidiales; Closteriaceae. The record is from the annotation of a GenBank genome assembly.
AUGGCUACCCCUAGUGUCCUAGUCUUUGACGCCGAGGGUCGCGCCAUUAACUUUGAGGUCUGGCUAGACGACCUGCAGCUGUUCUUACAGUGCGACAGAGCUGACGGCCUUUCUCUCUUUGACCUCACCUCUGGCGCCUCUCCUGCUCCUGCUGCCGAUGCUGAUCCCACUGUUCGCUCUCAGUGGGCCACCCGCGAUGCUGCUGCACGUCUUGCUGUGCGUCGCCACCUCCCUACCUCUGAGCGUGCGCACUUUAGUCAGUACAAGAGUGCUCAGACCUUGUACGACGCUGUCGUUGCGCGCUACUCCUCCCCUGCCACUGCUGCACUGAGCCGUCUCAUGCUUCCCUACCUCUUUCCUGACCUCUCUGCCUUUCCCACUGUUGCUGACCUCAUUACGCACCUCCGCACUAGUGACACUCGCUACCGCGCCGCCCUUCCUGCUGAGGACCACUUUCUAGCAGUCUGUCCCACCACUCUCACCGUCGACCUCCUCGAGAAGGCCCUCCUCUCAGCUGAGAAGAGCAUAGUUGCUGUAGGGGCUUCUCGUGGUGACCCUCGCACCCCCAUCUUUGAGGGGUGCUCUCCUUCCCCCUUGCUGCCCUCUGUUGCCUCUGCUGCUGCUGCCGACCUGCUUGGUCUUGAGUCGGUCGGCGCGGCGUCUGCCCCUAGUGGGAGACGUCGCUCCAGCAAGGGCAAGGGGGGCAAGGGCGCGGGUGGAGCUGGAGGGAGCGGUGGAGGUGGCGGCGGUGGCGGCGGCGGGAGUGGGAGUGGCGGCGGGAGUAAUGGAGGUGGUGGUGGUGGUGGCAGCAGCGGCGGAGACGGUGGUGGUGGCGGCGGCGGUGGUGGAGGUGGCAGCGGCGGAGGUGGAGGCGGCGGAGGUGGAGGCGGUGGAGGCGGUGGAGGCGGCGGCGGAGGAGCAGGAGGUGGUGGAGGGAGCGGAGCUGGUCGGGGUGGUACCCAGCAGCGUAGCGGCGGUGGUGGUGGCCAGCGCUCGCAGCGGCAGCAGCAGCAGCGCUCACGGGACAUCCCUCCGCCCCAGCAGCUUCGUGAGUGGUACGCUGGGCGUCUGAGGGGUGGGGGGUACUGGGCUGGUGUAGCGAUCUUUGAUCUUGAUUUUGAUGCUAUCCUUGCUGCUAUGUAUGCUGUGACUUAUAGUGAGGAGAAUGAGGGUUACCGGUGUUUCCAGCCCGACCCGGGCAUUGGUACUGCUGCGCUAGGUGCUUGUGAGGCUGCUGCUCUAGGUGCCAGUGCGUCUGCGCUCUCAGGUACUGGUGAGACUGCGCUUUCAGGUACUGAGUCGCCCUCGUCCUCCCUCACUUUCACACUUGACUCCGGAGCUUCUCGCUCCUUCUUCCGAGACCGCACUACCCUUACGCCUCUUGGCCGGCCGGUUGCGGUCUCCCUUGCUGACCCCUCUGGGGGUCCUGUCCUGUCUCACUUCUCCACUGUCCUCCCGUGUCCGGCUGCCCCUUCAGGCACCCUGUCUGGUCUGUACCUUCCCUCGUUCUCCACGAACUUGGUGAGUGGUGCGGCCCUACAGGAUGAGGGGUUCACCAGUCAGGUAGCUGCGUCAGGUCAGGUGUUUGCUGCUGCGUCCCGGUCAGGUCCUGAGUCUGCCCCCUGUUCUUGCCGCCUCCUGUCUCACGAGACUCUUCUGUGGCACCACCGUCUUGGCCACCCCUCCUUGCCCCGUCUUCGGAGCAUGGCGUCCCGUGUCCUUGUCUCUGGUCUUCCCCAGUCUCUCCCUCCUCUCCCCUCCGGGCCAGGACCUUCCUGUGUCCCCUGUGUCGAGGGUCGCCUCCGAGCUACUCCUCACUCCUCCCACUUCCCCCCGACAGAGGCUCCCCUGCAGACGCUUCACAUGGAUGUGUGGGGCCCAGCCCCCGUCCGUGGGCAGGGUCACGAGCGCUACUUCCUGUUGGUGGUUGACGACUACUCGCGUUACACCACAGUCCUCCCCUUGCGCAGCAAAGGUGCGGUCACUGAGGUGCUGAUCGACUGGAUCCGCGAGGCUCGUCUCCAGCUCAGGCAGAGAUUCAGCUCGGACUUUCCUGUUCUGCGUCUGCACUCAGACAGAGGCGGAGAGUUCUCCUCUCGCCUUCUGCGAGACUACUGUCGCGCACGGGGGAUCCGCCAGACCUGUACACUUCCAGACUCUCCACAGCAAAAUGGGAUUGCUGAGCGCCGCAUUGGCAUGGUCAUGGAUGUCGCUCGUACGUCCAUGAUGCAUGCGGCUGCCCCCCAUUUUCUGUGGCCGUUUGCGGUGAGGUACGCGGCGCAUCAGCUCAACCUUCACCCCCGGGUCUCUAGGCCUGCGAUGUCCCCAGCCUUGCUGUGGACGGGGAAGGUUGGCGAUGCGUCUGCGUUCCGUGUCUGGGGAUCUCGGGCGUUUGUCCGCGACUUGUCUGCGGACAAGCUGUCCCCUCGUGCUGCUCCCUGUGUCUUCCUUGGCUUCCCCACUGACGCCCCCAGGGUGGCAGUUUUACCACCCCUCCUCUCGUCGUGUUCUGUCCUCCCAGGACGUCACGUUCGACGAGUCAGUCCCCUUCUACCGUCUCUUCCCCUACCGUACCUCCCUCCCCCCCCCCCCCCUCCCCCGGACUUCCUGGUGCCGGCUCCUCCCCAGGUAGACCCCCUUCCCCCUCAGGUUCCUGCCCCCUCAGGUGUGUCCCAGGUAGACGCCGCUGACCCGGUCGAGGUUACUGGUGACUCUGGUGCUGCUGCGGGUGCUGAGCCUAGGGGUGCUGACUCUGGGGGUGCUGUGCGCGGGGGUGGUGAGCCUGAGUGUGCUGGGCCUGGGGGUGCUACUGCGGAGAGUGCGGAGCCUGGGGGUGCUGAGCCGGGGGGUGCUGUGCCUGGAGGUGCUGGGUCUGGGGGUGCUACGUCGAGAGCUGCUGAGCCUGGGGGUGCUGAGCUGGGAGCUGCUGAGCCUGGGGGUGCUGCGUCUAGAGCUGCUGAGCCUGGGGUUUCUCCUGCUGCGCCUCGCCGGGAGCCCCUCUCUCCACAGGAGCUGCGCGAGUGGUUCGCUCGCCGCUGGAGACGUGCUGCUGAGUCUGGCGGUGCUGUUGGAGCUGGAGCUGGUGCUUCUGCGACCGUCGAGGGUGCUGGUGCUGCCAGUCCCGGAGCUGCUGGACCUGCGGGUCCUCCUGAAGCUAGAGCUGCUGGGGCCGUUGGUGCUGAGACUACUGCUGUUGGUCCUGCCGCUGGAGGAGUGGGUGAUGCUGGUGCUGUUGCUGAGGGUGCUGGUGCUGUCCCUGCUGCGUCUGGAGCUGCCGCGCGGCCUCGGCCGUACUUCGUCCCGCUUCUGCAGCAGGUUCUUGGUCUUUCUCCUCCAGUAGAGGGUCCACCGCCUGUCCAGUCGCAGUCCCUGCUGGAGCCUUCCUCUCCACUGCCUGCUCCCUCUCCUUACACUGGUCCUACUGGAGGUCUUGCUGAGCGUCGUGAGCCUGCGUCUCGUCCCGCGUCGCCUGUUCGUGCUGCAUGCGCUAGUGGUCGCAGUUCGCGUCAGCGUCCUCCUCCUGUCCCUGGCACGCACCGGAUGUCUCUGCGUCCGUCCACUGCUCCUCUGCGUGCCCCUUUGCCUUCUCCUCCUGAGUCCUCUCUUCCUGCGCUUGCCGACCCUGAGUCGGACUCUCUUCGUGCUGCCAGUCCUACUGUCACGCGUCUACUUGCUAUUGUCGUCACUGACCCCUCUUUUGAGUCCAGUGCUGCGUCUGCUCUUGUCGCUGAGCUUGUCGACUUUGCUGCUCGCUGUCGUCUAGACUACGCUGCUAGUCUUGUUGCUGAGUCUGCGUCUGUCUGUCCUCCGUCCGUCGGGGGGGUGAAGCGGCCGCCUGGCUCUCCACCUGUCUUCAAGGCGCGGUACGUUGCUCGUGGCUUCAGUCAGCGGCAGGGAGUUGACUACUUUCAGACCGUCUCUCCCACCCCGAAGAUGACCACUCUUUGGGUGCUGCUGCACAUAGCCGCUCAGCGCGACUACGAGCUUCACUCUCUCGACUUCAGCACUGCGUUCCUGCAGGUCUACAGUCUCCGCCAGGCACCGCGUGAGUGGCACGACACACUGAGGACUACGCUUGCGGCUCUUGGGUUUGCUCCUUCUACUGCUGACCCGUCGCUGUUUCUGCGCACCGACACUUCCCUGCCGCCGUUCUACAUCCUCGUGUACGUCGACGACUUGGUCUUUGCCACAGCGGACACUGCUGGACUCGCCUACGUGAAGUCCGAGCUGCUGAAGAGACACACGUGCACAGACCUGGGUGAACUGCGCAGCUACCUUGGCUUGCAGAUCACUCGGGACAGAGCACGCCGCACCAUUACCUUGACUCAGUCACACAUGGUGCAGCAGGUCCUUCAGCGCUUCGGCUUCACGUACUCCUCGCCUCAGGCCACUCCUCUGCCUACUCGCCACUCACUCUCAGCUCUGCCUUCGGAUGAGUCCGUAGAGUCGAGUGGUCCGUAUGCAGAGCUUGUUGGCUGCCUCAUGUACCUGAUGACCUGCACACGACCUGACCUUGCAUACCCUCUGAGCAUUCUUGCACGCUAUGUUGCUCCUGGCAGACACCGACCAGAGCACAUGGUUGCAGCAAAGAGGGUAUUGCGCUACCUGUGCAGUACUUGUGAGGCUGAGAUCUACGCCGGGGCCAUGGCUGCACAGGAGCUUCGCUGGCUCACCUACCUGCUGACUGACCUUGGAGAGCCGCCUCGUUCUCCUCCAGUGCUGUACGUAGACAACAAGGCCAUGCUGGCCUUGUGUCGAGAGCAGCGCUUGGAGCACAGAACGAAGCACAUUGCUCUCCGCUACUUCCUUGCUCGUGAGCUGCAGCAGCGUGGUCAGUUGCGACUUGCGUACGUGGCCUCUGAGGCCAACACUGCUGAUGUGUUCACCAAGGCACUCGCGCCUUGUGACCAUCAGCGCUUUUGCACCCAGCUGGGUCUUUGUGCCUGUCUUGCCUCACUUGCUCUCCUCUUGACUUUACUUGUACUGUGA